This is a messenger RNA of Lizanozyma spartinae, 1593 nucleotides long. It is a transcript of the gene SKN7, whose product is annotated as kinase-regulated stress-responsive transcription factor. NCBI's taxonomy places the organism in Eukaryota, Fungi, Ascomycota, Pichiomycetes, Serinales, Debaryomycetaceae. The transcript has a single exon. Gene Ontology annotation, molecular function: phosphorelay response regulator activity; DNA-binding transcription factor activity; sequence-specific DNA binding. The record is from RefSeq and is a predicted model, not a curated record. The coding region runs from base 1 to 1593 and encodes 530 amino acids. Gene Ontology annotation, biological process: phosphorelay signal transduction system; regulation of DNA-templated transcription.
AUGACUGAAUCCACGGGUGGCAGUUCUGGUGGGAACUCAUCCAAUGACUUUGUCAAGAAACUUUAUCAAAUGCUACAGAUAGACGAGUACCAAAAUGUCGUGAGAUGGACUGUGGGUGGCGAUAGCUUUGUUGUUAUGGAUACAAAUGAGUUCACCAAGACAUUAUUACCCCGUCAUUUCAAACACUCCAACUUUGCAUCGUUUGUCAGACAAUUGAACAAAUAUGAUUUCCAUAAGGUUAAGAAACCCCUGGACGAACGGAACUUGGAGUACGGUGAUGAUGCUUGGGAAUUCAAACAUCCUGAUUUCCGGAGGGAUGACUUGGAGUCCUUGGAUAACAUCAAACGUAAAGGGCCCUCGGUAAAGAAAUCAAACCCAAACUCUGCAAUAGACGCUACAAUGGUAUCCAAUCAGUACACGGCUCAAUUAAGUCUCUUGAAAGAUCAAUUGGAGUCACUCAAGUCGGAAAAUAUAGAAAUCAGAAAGGAAUUGAAUGUUCUGUCAAACAAAUAUAAUGCCUUGGUGGAGAAUAUCGUGGGGUUAAAGUCCUUUACCGAAAGAUAUCAUCAUUCGUUAAAUGUGCUUGUAAAUUGCUUGGUUCAAGCAGGCAUAAAGCUCCCCCCACUUGACUUUGCCAAUCCAAAUCUAAUUACCAUGACUCAACCUCCAAGACCACCAGUUGUUGAUACUACCAUUAAGAGUACUCUGGUUAACCCCUCUCCCAUAGAUUUACCCCUGGAGCAGCAACAACUGCAGCAAACUUCUGUUUUACCAUUAGGUGGUGGUGGUGGCUCAGGGUACCAUCCGAUACCUCCUCAGUCACAACAACAACAACAACAACAACAACCCAUACGAAUGAAUCCUCAAAUGCUAGGACCCCAAGAACCAACUGCUCAACAACAACCGUCUCCUGUUAGCUUACCAUUAGGUGUUGGAGCUGGAGUUGGAGUCGGAGUUGGAGCACCGCUUCAAAAUCUCCAACAUUUCACUCCAAACAGUAGUAUAAAACCGGAGUUUCAUGUUUUACUAGUGGAAGAUGAUAAUGUGUGUAUUCAAUUAUGUCGAAAGUUCUUAUUGAAAUAUGGCUGUGAAGUCACCGUUGUUACCGAUGGACUAAUAGCCAUUGCGACGGUGGAGAAGAAGAAAUAUGAUUUGGUUUUAAUGGACAUUGUCAUGCCUAAUUUGGACGGAGCAACAGCUACAAGUGUCAUUAGAUCCUUUGACACCAAGACUCCAAUCAUUGCGAUGACAGGCAACUUAGAUGAUAGUGAUUUGGUUACAUAUUUACAGAAUGGGAUGUCUGAUAUCUUAGCCAAACCUUUCACAAAAGAUGAUUUAUAUAAUAUGUUGACCAAGCAUUUGCUCCCAUCAGCUUCAACAUCCUCAUCUUCACAACAACAACAACAACAACAACCUCCAGCUCAAGUCAAAGAAUCACAGCAACCUCCAGAAUCGUUACCACCAGUAGGAGUCGAUGUGGUUUCCAUUGUGGAUCCUACACCGCCAGGCAUGUCAAUGUCUCAACAACAAUCAGCUCCUAAUCAGAAUAUUGUGUAUUCAGAUGAGCCUUUGCUUAAGAAGCAACGGAUCUAA